ACGUUUAGUUGUUAUUCGUGAGUUUUUCUGAAGAUAUUUUGCUGCAAAAUGGACGUGGAGAAGAUUUGUCGCACUUGCCUAAGUCUCUCGGGUCCAUUUCUGUCCAUCUAUGAUGGUGGUAACGGCAGUUGCUUAGUGGACAUGCUGCGCGAAUUCACCCGCACGAAGGUAUGUCCAACAGUCAGCAGUGAGGCGCAAACGUAUGCGGUAGAAAAAGCGGAUGCGGAGCAAAACACAACAACUGAAGAGCAGUCAAAGGAGCAGGCAACGGCUGUAAUGGAAGAAGAUGAGGAACAGGAAGCUCAGGAGGAGGAAGAAUAUGAUUACGAAUUUACUGAAGAGCAAGAAACAGAAGAGAUACCGUCCAAGGCCAAUGCCGAAAAUAUAAUACUGCAUGUGGAGAAAGACAAUAUCAAGUUCGAGACGGAAAUGGUGUACAAUAAGAAUACGGGCGAGCUAGUUGAACAGCCUGCGGAGACUAAUGCCAAGCAGAAGGAAUACAAGUAUCGGCUUGUCAGUAAUGGUAUUGGUGAUACAUAUAUCUCACGAGAGCCAGCGUCRAAAGAGAAACAAUCGAAACAGCAGGAGUCACAGUYAACGUCCAAGCGCAAUCAACCUGAAGAGCAGAUGGAUGCMAAGAAAACAAAGCUAACACCUGCCGCCGACAUGGAUGAGCUGAAGACGAAGUUCCACUGUGAUCGUUGCAAUGCGGGCUUUGCAUUGGAGAAAUCCCUGAUCAUACAUCGAAGGCAGAACAGCUGCACCCAUCGAAACUUCAAGUGCAAUGAAUGCGAGCGAGUGUUUGUCUCGCUCGAUCAUCUCUCCGAGCAUCAGGCCACACAUGGAGCCUUCAUAUGCCAGGAGUGCGGCCUUCGCUGUGAGUCCAUGGAGCAGUUGGGUAGGCACAUGGUGCAGACGCACAAGCGGAAUCUGCGGAAUCAAUGCAAUGUGUGCCAGAAGGUGUUCACUAUGCUGUCUACUUUACGGGAUCACAUGCGCAUCCAUACCGGCGAGAAACCAUUUGUUUGCAAUGUUUGUGGAAAAGGCUUCACACAGAACGCGAAUCUGCGCCAGCACAAGAUGAGACAUUCGGACAUUAAACGCUUCAAAUGUACCCUGUGCGAUCAUUCGUUUGUGACCAAAGCGGAGUUAACUUCUCAUGGGCGCACUCACACGGGCGUCAAGCCGUACCAGUGCGAAGUCUGCUCCUCCAGAUUUACGACCAGCUGUUCCCUGGCUAAGCACAAACGCAAGCACACUGGCGAAAGACCGUAUGCCUGUGAUCUGUGUCCGAUGCGCUUUACUGCGCUUAAUGUACUCAAGAAUCAUCGACGUACGCACACGGGUGAACGUCCCUACGUUUGUCCCUUCUGCUCGAAAAGCUUUACGCAACGCGGCGACUGCCAGAUGCAUCAGCGAACGCAUCAGGGCGAUAAAAUCUACAUUUGUCCGGUGUGCAGUGAGGAGUUCAAAACGAUGAACGAUAUGCGCACGCAUCUGACAAUGCAUGAGCAGGAUGAUAAGCGUCUGGUUCACUUCACCCUGCUGAGCAAUAAGGAGAACGGGAAUGCGGCGACCCUGGAAGAGGCUGACGAAGAUGAGUCGGAUGCAACCGAUUUACUGUAGACUAGCUAUCCCCGUAAGGGAUUU
Molecule: messenger RNA, 1650 nt
Organism: Drosophila arizonae
Lineage: Eukaryota; Metazoa; Arthropoda; Insecta; Diptera; Drosophilidae
Biological process (GO): regulation of transcription by RNA polymerase II
Cellular component (GO): nucleus
Molecular function (GO): RNA polymerase II transcription regulatory region sequence-specific DNA binding; zinc ion binding; DNA-binding transcription factor activity, RNA polymerase II-specific
Source: RefSeq, a predicted model, not a curated record